AUGGUGUCCCAAGUCCAGGCGCCCCCAGCGGAGAGUAUCAGGCGAGAUCCUUAUUACACGAUUCCCUCCCGAGAUGUUGAAUCUGCGACCGCUCGACAACUGAAGGCAGAACUCGACGAGGGAUAUCAUCCGACGACUCAGGCGCUAGUUCCUUUGGGCAUGCGGUUCGUCAAGAUCCUGGGUGCUGGGACCCAAGGCACGGCCGUGCUCUUUGAGAUGGACGAUGCGAAUGGAACGACGCGGAAGAUUGUUGCUAAAUACGAAGACUGGCCGGAAGGCGAGGGGCCGGAAGACUCGGGGUCGGACUUGGCAGACGUGGAUGCGGACGACGUGGCGAACGAAUUGAGAGAUGAACCUCACCCCAUGGUCGAGGAGAAGGAACACAUGAAAAAAAUGGUUGGUGCAAAACACAUCAUACAGCGGCAGUUUAUCCGUGGCUAUGAUGAAGACGACAGGGACCCAAGAAUGUACUUGAUGGAGUUCAUCUACUAG
Molecule: messenger RNA, 492 nt
Organism: Diaporthe citri
Lineage: Eukaryota; Fungi; Ascomycota; Sordariomycetes; Diaporthales; Diaporthaceae
Exons: 3
Coding region: 1-492 (163 amino acids)
Source: RefSeq, a predicted model, not a curated record